Molecule: messenger RNA, 2514 nt
Organism: Cynocephalus volans (Philippine flying lemur)
Lineage: Eukaryota; Metazoa; Chordata; Mammalia; Dermoptera; Cynocephalidae
Gene: RPE
Product: ribulose-5-phosphate-3-epimerase
Exons: 6
Coding region: 9-695 (228 amino acids)
Biological process (GO): carbohydrate metabolic process; pentose-phosphate shunt, non-oxidative branch; pentose-phosphate shunt
Cellular component (GO): cytosol
Molecular function (GO): metal ion binding; D-ribulose-phosphate 3-epimerase activity
Source: RefSeq, a predicted model, not a curated record
AAAGCACCAUGGCGUCGGGCUGCAAGAUUGGCCCGUCCAUCCUCAACAGCGACCUGGCCAAUUUAGGGGCCGAGUGCCUCCGGAUGCUAGACUCUGGGGCCGAUUAUCUGCACCUGGAUGUAAUGGACGGGCAUUUUGUUCCCAACAUCACCUUUGGUCACCCUGUGGUAGAAAGCCUCCGAAAGCAGCUAGGCCAGGACCCUUUCUUUGACAUGCACAUGAUGGUGUCCAGGCCGGAACAAUGGGUAAAGCCAAUGGCUGUAGCAGGAGCCAAUCAAUACACCUUUCAUCUUGAGGCUACUGAGAACCCAGGAGCUUUGAUUAAAGAUAUUCGGGAGAAUGGGAUGAAAGUUGGCCUUGCCAUCAAACCAGGAACUACAGUUGAGUAUUUGGCACCAUGGGCUAACCAAAUAGAUAUGGCCUUGGUUAUGACGGUGGAACCUGGGUUUGGAGGGCAGAAAUUCAUGGAAGAUAUGAUGCCAAAGGUUCACUGGUUGAGGACCCAGUUCCCAUCUUUGGAUAUAGAGGUCGAUGGUGGAGUAGGUCCCGACACUGUCCAUAAAUGUGCAGAGGCGGGAGCUAACAUGAUUGUGUCUGGCAGUGCCAUUAUGAGGAGUGAAGACCCGAGAUCUGUGAUCAACCUGUUAAGAAAUGUUUGCUCAGAAGCUGCUCAGAAACGUUCUCUUGAUCGAUGAAACCACAAGGAGCGCAAUGUUUUCUGCUCAUGAAAUCUCCGUUUACUAGAAAACAGUAAUAUUGACUACCAAAUAAUAUCUCAAUUGAGGCAGUGCUGCUUUUCUGAGCAAUUAUUCAUUCCACUAAUUAAAAUCUAUUGUGCAGAAUGUUCUAAGAGGUUAGAAAUUGGUGUGUAUAACUACAUUUUUAGAGAUGCAAUUUAAAAAUUAGUGUGAAAUACCCUGUUUUUACUGGGAGACUUGAUUUUUAUAAAGAGUAAAAAUAUGGCUAUAUUAAAGUUACAAACAGAAAUGUGUCUUAAUGCCUAAGGAGGGCAUAGUAGCUACUAUGGAAAAAACUUUCUGUAUUUCUAAACAGAAUUUUUUGCUGUUUUUCCAAAAUCAGAGGAAGUCCUAUGUUUUUCUUAUUUUGUGUCAGUUGUGAUUUGUUUUUAUGCUUGAUAAUAUGAGUAGACUGGAACUUAACAAUAUGUUUGCGUGGGUUGGCAUACCAUAUUCUUGCAUCUGAAAUUUUUAUUUUUUUUUCCCUUUAUACUUGAUUCAUAAAGGCUAUAAAAACAAUGUAUGAAGCCCAAGGGUUCUAAAAUUCAAGCAUGGAUUUUAUCAGUGUUUUCUUUGAGCAGGUUAUUCGUUGAUUCCUCCCCACCCCUGGGUUUCUUAAUCUCACUCACUAUUCUUAAAGACAUUAAAUAAUGCUGCUGUGUUAACUCUGAGUAGAAAGGAAGAGGAAGCCUGUAUUUGGAAGUAGUAUUGGGUAGAAUCCUGACUGUGCCCCUUUGUAGCCUAUUUGACCUUAGCAACUUUUUUUGCACUUUGUUGCAGUUCUGAUAACUCGUUUAUAUGUUGAAUGUAAUCAUAACAACCAUGCAGGGUUGUGUUGAGGAUUAAAAGAGGUAACAUAUAUGUAAUGCUUCCAGUACUGCUCCUCGAUUAGAGGAUGCUCAAUACAAAGUGGCUAGCAUUAUAUAAAUUUAAGUUUUGUGAGUUAUAAAGUAUUUUCUUGUAGUCUCAGUAAAUCUAUAAAUCACUCCUGUAAGUUGUAGGACAGGAAUUUUUGUCCCCAUCUUACAAAUGAAGAAAUUAAAGUUCAGCAAUAGGCUGGUACCAUGGAAAGGAUCCAGUAAGGCAUAGGAUUUCUGGUCUGUUCUCUUUUUACAAAUGGAGCCUUUGGGAGGUAUGUUAGACAAAAGAAGCUUCUUUUACUUAACAUUGUCUUAUUUCAUCUGAUUUUAACCUGUAGCAGAACCAGAUGGCUGAGAAUAUUCUGGAACUAUGGAUCUUGACCUCAAGGAUGUAUGUUUUAUUCCAAGAAAGACCAGGUAGGCUAAGAGGUGACAGGGUACAGAGUUAACCCAUAAACUAAAUAUUGAUAACUGUGUUCUAAAUUAUACAGAGACUACAAAUAUGUCAGCUACUUCAUCUUUUAAAUACUCUUGCUAUGUAAUAAAUAUGGCAAGAAAUAAUAGGACCAGUAUCAUUAAACUUGUUGAAGCUCCUGUGAGUUUUGAGAAAUAAGUUUCGAAAAAUAAGAAUGUUAACAUGUACAGAAUAGAGCUUGCUUAGCUUUUUCCCUAUACUACAAGGUAAAAUUUGUUUCUCAAUGUUUGUUUUUAUUUUAGCUUAGGAAAGGUUUGUGUCGUGAAUAGGUGGCAUUUGAUCAAAUCAAACAACACAAGGCAUUUAGAAAUAACUUUAAUUAAAAAAUUUACAUAGAAGAUUAUAAUAUCAGACGUAACAAAGAUUUGCGUUUAUUUGCCUGGACAACUUGAGUUUGUCUGGCUUUUGUUUUCUUUUUCUUUAAAAAUAAAUGUACAGUAAA